Molecule: messenger RNA, 5029 nt
Organism: Ylistrum balloti
Lineage: Eukaryota; Metazoa; Mollusca; Bivalvia; Pectinida; Pectinidae
Product: signal peptide peptidase-like 2B
Exons: 15
Coding region: 1-1638 (545 amino acids)
Biological process (GO): membrane protein proteolysis
Cellular component (GO): lumenal side of endoplasmic reticulum membrane; Golgi-associated vesicle membrane; lysosomal membrane
Molecular function (GO): aspartic endopeptidase activity, intramembrane cleaving
Source: RefSeq, a predicted model, not a curated record
AUGUCUUGGUCACUACAACGUUUGAUGAAUUCAAUGGCGAAUUUGCUUAAAGUCUGCGUUACUUUGCUCUAUGUUAUUGCCCUGAGCUCUGCUGAUCUUGGAGUCGUGUAUGUGAGACCAUCUGGCUCUGGAGAAGAAUGGCAGGGUCACUACUGUAUCAACUACAACCCACAAUUCCAGAAGUUACCUCACUAUAUGCAUCAAGCGACCCCACACAGCCUAGUUGAUCUCAGUACUGACUUGGGCUGUUUAGACAGUCAGGCAUACAACAACAUUGAUGUUGAUGACCGCGUGGUCGCCGUUGGUCGAGGCAACUGUAAAUUUGCUGAAAAAGCUGUUAUGGCUCAACAACACAAGUCUUUGGCCGUUUGGAUUGUAACAAAAGAUGUGCUUGUUCCUAUUGCCAAUAAGACAGAAUACAGCAUGAUCAAUAUCACAGUAGCAGGUAUACAGACGAAGGACUUCACACAAAUACAGAGUAUAGGGUCAAAGGUUGAGGUUUUGAUGUUUUCGCCUGGACUAAGGGACGAGUUUGACCCCUGUCUCAUUGUCCUGUUUGUGAUAGCCGUUGGAUGUGUCACAGUUGGUGGAUAUUGGUCUGGCCUAAGGCGACAUGAAAGAUCGGAAAAAUCACAAAAAUCAAAGAAAAGAAAGAGAAAAUCCAAAAAAGGCAGGAAAGAUGAUGACGAUGAUGAUGAGGACACUGAAGAGGAAAAUGACACGGUUGACUUAACGCUGCCUUCGAUCAUCUUCUUUGUCAUCAUGUCUUCAACAUUCCUGGUGCUUCUUUUCUUCUUCUAUGAUUAUCUAGUGUAUGUUGUGAUUGUACUCUUCUGUCUGGCGGGAACAGCUGGACUCUAUGGUUGUGUACAACCACUUUGGAGCUACAUUCCAUUCAAUACCAGACUUCCAGCAAAUAAAGUUCCUUGUUUUUCUGAUCGUCCUCAAGUAAAGAAUCUUGUGUUGGUUCUAUUAUGUGCUGGAGUGACAACCUUUUGGGGUAUACAGAGACACGAGAGUUACGCAUGGGUGAUACAGGAUUUCCUUGGUGUGGCAUUUUGUAUCAAUAUUUUACGAAUUAUCCAGAUGCCUAAUCUCAAGAUCUGUGGCGCCCUCCUGCUGGCUUUGUUUGUGUAUGAUAUAUUCUUUGUCUUCGUCACACCACUAAUCACUUCGUCUGGGAAAAGUAUCAUGGUGGAUGUAGCAACUGGUGGCUCCAGUACAACAGGAGAACAGUUGGAACAAAUGAAGACUAUAGGUCUCCUGAUAGGUUUUAAUCAUGGAAUAGAUCUGAAAGUUCAAAGUAGAAAAGUCUACUUUACUGCAUCUGUGAUAGGGUAUGGUGUGGGGCUGUUGUUCACAUUUGCAGCUUUAUACUUUAUGGAGACUGGCCAACCAGCACUCCUGUACCUUGUGCCUUGUACACUUGUAACAACAAUGGUGAUUGGUUGUUGUCGGGGAGAAUUCAAACUCUUGUGGAACGGUGAUAAAAAGUGCCCAAAAAAGGAUGACGAUCUGCGGGAUGAAACUACUGAUAGGGUGAUUCCUCCCACUGAACCUCAAUCUGCCAAUGUUGAUGCUGACAGUGUCAGAAUCAGUAUCUCCAGUUCAUCCAGUACAGAUGAACUGCUGCGAUGACUAGGGUGGUCCCAGCAGAGGGAGAGAUCUGCUGUGAGAAGACAAGGAGAGGCCCCAAUAUCUGGGGUUGGAAGAAGAUCUACAAGUAUGGAGACUUGGGCACUCCUUGGGGACAAGUACAAUGACGAAAUAUUAGAUGUAUGAUGUGUGUUAUGAGAUCAAUCUGUGAUUGUUCAAUGUUCAAACAUGGUCAGAAUUAUACACUGUUCCAGCAACAUAUCUACUUCACACUGAACUCCCAAAGAAAUGACAUUUCUUAUUACCUGUAAGUAAUUUUAUGAGUGAACCCAUAAACAUAUAGAUAGAUGUUUUACUGGAAUAGCACUAAACAAAACCUGGAGUCCUGGGGGGAUAGAUGGAGUCCUUGGGGAUAGACGUUUAACUGGAAUAGCCCUAAACAAAACCUGUAGUCCUGGGGUGGGAUAGAUGUUUUACUGGAAUAGCCCUAAACAAAACCUGGAGUCCUGGGGGUGAAAUAGAUGUUUUACUCGAAUAGCCCUAAACAAAACCUGGAGUCCUGGGGUGAGAUAGAUGUUUUACUGGAAUAGCCCUAAACAAAACCUGGAGUCCUGGGGGGAUAGAUGUUUUACUGGAAUAGCCCUAAACAAAACCUGGAGUCCUGGGGUGGGAUAGAUGUUUUACUGGAAUAGCCCUAAACAAAACCUGGAGUCCUGGGGUGAGGUAGAUGUUUUACUGGAAUAGCCCUUAACAAAACCUGGAGUCCUGGGGGAUAGAUGUUUUACUGGAAUAGCCCUAAACAAAACCUGGAGUCUUGGGGGAUAGAUGUUUUACUGGAAUAGCCCUAAACAAAACGUGUAGUCCUGGGGGAUAGAUGUUUUACUGGAAUAGCCCUAAACAAAACGUGUAGUCCUGGGGUUGGGGUGUUUUACCUAAAUAGCCAUUAUGUGGAUUAUAUCAAAGUCUGCAUCUGAGAAACAAGAGAUAAUUGGUUUUGAUCUUGAUUGUGUUUUACCUAGUACAUGCAACAUUUUGUUAUACUAUCAAGUUUGUCAUAUGGAAAUAUAAAAUAUGAUUAGAUUAUUGUAAGUAAUUGGGUUGUUGAAAGCAAAGCACAGGUUAUUCACUUUGAAGAUUGACAGAGAAUAACACUUUUGUAUGAAACGUUCAAAAUAGAACAGACAAUAAUGUUGAUGAGUGUAAAGAGCUGUGUAAGUAACUUCUGUGGAGGAAACUCACUUGUCUACAUUUGAUUGUACAUUCCUUGUGGUGACACUCAAAAUGAAGAUGAGAUCUCUUUGCUUGCUCUAUCACCUUGUUUACAGCUCUAAGAUAAAAGAUGUUUGGUGAUGCUACACACCUGUAGCCCACUCUUCUGUAUUAUAGCUGGAAUAAUGCAAGUGUAUGGCAAUCAAGCACUUUAACAAUAAACCGGGAAAUUAGAGCAUUAUUAUAAUUGAAAUUUGCCUGUCAACUCUUACCAAGAAAUUAUGGAUGAAAACUUAAGAACUAACAUGAGGAAAAGAAGAAGAUCUAAACAUGUAAAUUGUCUAUUUUUAGCCUACCAUCAUCAGAUGGUGAGCUAUUCAAAUCGCUCUGCCUUCGUGGUCUGUGCGUCUGUAUAGUUAUUGUUGUCAUUAUUUCUUGAAAAAUACUGGAUGGAUCUUUCUCAAAUUGCGUAUGUAGGUUCCCCUUGGUCCCUAGUUGUGCCAGUUGUAUUUUUGGACUGAUCAAAUAAACCUGUCGGCCAUCUUGGAUUUUUAUUCUUUUAAAGAAGUUUGUUAUCAGUUUUUUUAUAGAAGUACUUGGUGGAUCUUUCUUAAAUUUCAUAGAUAGGUUUCCCUUGGUCCCGUCCCUAGUUGUGCCUGGUUGAGUUUGGGACUGAUCUGAAAAUAAUUUCCACAUAGGAAUGUUCAAAUGUCUGAUCAUUAAGAGUAAAAACAGAGAAGAGAAAAGAAGGGAAAAAAUCCAACUUUCAAAGAGCAAAUAAAGAUCAAACAAUGGUGGGUGCCAAGAUCCCUCUGGGAACUCUUGUAUCUGUGAUAAAGGGAGUAAAAGGGAAAGAGUUUUGCAAAAUGAUUAUGUCUGUAUAUAUCUUACUCGAAUCUGUGAUCUAAAAAACCUUUUUGAGGCAACUAAAUUGUGAGUUGAAAUAAUGUAAUAAAUUCUCAAAAUCUACUGUGUUUGAUAAACUAUUUUAAUUUUAUGCGUCUUUUCUAUUUUAGGGGAGGCAUAUAGUCAUAGCUUGUCUGUUUCAUCAUGUCCUAUUCCAAAUCCGUUUCAUAUCUAGAAAAACACUGGAAAGAUUUUGCCUAUAUUGAUUUCCAAAUAAGAUCUACUCCUGGUCAUUUAUCUUUAGCGGCCGCGUGUCACUUACUGAACAAUUCGUGACUCUACAUUUUCUAUUCUGUAUUCAUUUCAACAGAUGUUUGGUUUUCUAUGAGAUUUGCUAUGACUAGGAAAGGAUGUAAAUACUGUGAUGUAUUGCACAAACAUUUGAAAAGAUAGGUCAUCAUUCAAUACCUUGCCUUAUGCUUUUUUACUCAUAUAAAGUCACUGUAACAGGUUGACAAUUCUAAAUUGUGUGUUCUCUGCUGGCCCUGAUUUACUGGUACAGUCAGUAUAUCCUAAGUAUAAUGACCAGCAGGUUGUUUCUGGAAAAAUAACGAUCAAAGUAAGACUUACACAUUAAAGUGAAAAUUUCACAAAAAAUCCAUCACAGACUCUUUCUGUUAAUUAGUUGGUGUUAGAUGAAUAUGUUACAUCGGUAUUUUGUGAAUAUUCUUUUUGAAAACCAAUUUUCAGUUAGAAUUGACACUAUAGCCUUUGAAUACAGUAAGUUGGGCAUCUUAUUAGUUUGUACAAUAACACAGCCUGAUAGCUGUACUUGGAGCAUGAAUUGUCAAAACAGAAAACACCAUACACUCAUAUGUCAGAGUUGAGAGCGAUAGUUUUCUUAUGAUUUAUAUUUCAAUGCAUUUUUGUUUUGGUGUUUACUGUUAAUUGGAAGUUAUUGGGAUACAAAUCUUCAUUUUACAGGGAAAUAAUUAUAUGGGUGUAUGGUAGACAUCAUUAUUACUAUUGAUUCUUGAACAAUUUAAUAAAAAACAGUUUUCACACAAAUGUGUGUUAAAAAAGUCACAUGAUCACAGAAUCAUAUAUGCUUUUUCAAUUUCAUAUGAAACUUUGAAGAUUUUUUCCCAUUUUAUCAAUCUUGGAUGAAAUUGAAACUCAUAGAUGUACCUGUAUUUCUACUUUUCUAUACAGUACUGUGUGGAUGUCUCCUGUUGCAGUAUCACACUAGUAUCAUAUUUAUUUAAUUAUGUUGUCAUGCUUGUAUUUUUGUGUAAAAUCUGAUUAAUGUAUAUUUUAUAUGUUGUGUCCUGUUAAUUCAGCGCUUGGAUUCAAUAAACUUGGGUCAGAGAAAUCUGUA